AUGUCCCGAAAGAAGCUGCCGGCGCCGGCGCCGGCCGUGGUCUCCACCGGCUGCUCCAGCCUCAUGUCCUGCCUCCCCCUCCACCGCCGCGGACCAGCGGCGAAUCCGCGUCGGAGGAACGACGCGGACGGCGGGGGCGACGCUGUCGCGGCCGCGGAGCAGUACUGGAAGAGGGUGCAGUUCUUGGAGGAGGAGAUCAGGAGGCUGAGCAAGUGGGUGGGCCAGGAGGAGAGGCCCGCGCCGGCCGCUGAGUGCGUCGUCAGGGGCAGCGCCAAGGCCACGGAAGAGCACGGCAGCGCGGCCACCAACAAUGAGCGCGUCAGGAACGGCGCCAAGGCCAGGGAGGAGGGUGGCAACGCGACCGUGGCCAUGACAACCUCUACCAAGAGGUGCAUUAGCGUUGUUCACGGCGCCGGCGCCGGCGUGGAGGGGAUUGUGAGGCUGGAGGAUGGGAGCUACCUGCGCGAGGUCAGGCGUGUCGGGCGACCGUGGGAGCGGCUGGCCGUGCAGGUAUCGCGGCCCGUCGUUCCCGAGGACGCGGCGAGCGUGGCGGAGGUUCUUGACAAGAUGACGGCGAUGAGGGCCGAGGACCUGUGCAAGUUCCUGAUUCAAAUAAUGCCAUUAAAGGACAUCGCCGGCCAGCAGAACCCCGGCGAUCCCGUGCGCAGGACGGCGAGGCUGAGCUCAGGGGACGACCUCGUGGAAGCUCUCAUUUUCAAAUCAAUGGACAAGCUGGAAGGGUUGGUCCUGGAAGGCCUGAAGAUCCAGAUGGCCUCAGCGGCUACCGAUUCUGGCACGGCGCCCGCGCCUGUCGCCGCCGACCGGCAGCGGCACGAGGCGGUCAGUAAAGAUUGCUUGGUCCACGUGGUUCUGAUGCAGGUGAGGGAUCCAAAGGAAAGGUACGGCGCCAUUGGUGACCUCAUGAUUGGACUGAUUGAGGAGUCUCUGGAGAGCAAGGAUGGCAAGGUGAAGCUGGAGGUGCAAGGGAUGCACGUUGCUGGGAUCAGCUUCGUAAACAGGAAGCUAGGUGUUGGCAGAUGCAUGAUGUGGAGUGCUUCUCUGAGACGAUGCAAGGGAUCCCACAAUGGCGGCGGCGGCGGCGACUGCUGCCGGUGCAAUUGUGUUCGGAAUCCGAACCGUGUCUUCCAACGAUAG
This is a messenger RNA of Phragmites australis (common reed), 1155 nucleotides long. RefSeq lists its product as uncharacterized. Lineage: Eukaryota; Viridiplantae; Streptophyta; Magnoliopsida; Poales; Poaceae. The record is from RefSeq and is a predicted model, not a curated record. The coding region runs from base 1 to 1155 and encodes 384 amino acids. The transcript is spliced from 2 exons.